AUGAUAUCAUCUCCAAGAGCGCUAGCUUUAGCCAUUGCGAGUAGCAUCUACCUCGCCUCUGCCAAUCCAGUUCUCAGCAAUCGCCAAUCACCCUCCAAGACCUUCGCUCUCCAACAGCGGACAUGUCCCGAAUUAUGCAACCUCUCCACCAAAGGCCAGAUCUUCAUGGAGCCGAAUUCGUUCAGCCCACCAGGUGGAUGCGAUAAGUUCUGUAUCGGGUCGGACUGCACCCAAUCCUCCGAGGUCUGCGUUUCCAUGCCCUGCGGAACUGAGUUCGUUGUCUACUUCAAAGAAGUCCCAGGACUGGUGUAUAAACCUGGCAACGUCCACGUCUGGGUUGGCACCACGGUGCCCACCCAGACGAAUCCAGGUUCUUACCCAUUUACGUCUGAUUUGGGCUUUUGUUCACUUUCACCUCUGGAUGGCGGCAAAACAGCCACCUGUACCAUUUCGCUCGACGCUUUCACGGCCCAAACCGGCAGCGCAAUCUGUCCCAGCGAGGGCACCAUCAGCUACUAUAUUGUCACCCACGCAAGCAUGCUUGACGCAACCACCGGGGUCGAUGCCGGUACAGGGGAGGGCGUUGGAACCUGUAUCAACCCGCUCAACAGUAAUGGCAAAUGCGCCCCUUGGUUUAACUACUGGUCGUUCUCCUACAAAUGUGUUCUUUGCAACCCACCUGAGCCUACUACUACAACACCAACGUCAACGCCAACGCCUCCUCCGAGCUACCAAUGGUGCGACAUCGGUACUGCCUUUGGUUAUGCUCCAGGUGCACCCAACCUGAACGGCAAUCCUGUGUCCCCAGCUCUCGGGCUCAAGACCUGCAACCGCUGGGGUUGGUACUUCACACCUACAUCACCCCAGCUCACUACUGGCAUCAGCGGGCUGCUUGAGGUCGGCGCUGGUCAAAACGACAUCAGUAAGGCCACCGAAGUUGGAAAAUUCACGGCCAAGCUCUCAGGCAACACCGUCACCGUAACAUACACGCUAUACAGCGGCGAUGGACCGAACACGGCGGGAUUCUACGACCUGAGCGAGGUGCACAUCUACGCGUCCUGCACCAAGCCAACGACCUGCGCGCCGGGCCAGUAUACCUAUAACAGUGGUGGAUUGACUGGCACAACGGAUCAGACGUUGACAGCCAAUAUUCAAGUCGGUACCUGCAGCAGUUACUGGCUCAUCUUCCACGCUGGGGUCAGUCAGCGAUUCUUGUCCACCGACACGUGCUCAACUGCAGCUACUUAA
Messenger RNA from Venustampulla echinocandica, 1248 nucleotides. RefSeq lists its product as uncharacterized. The record is from RefSeq and is a predicted model, not a curated record. The transcript has a single exon. Bases 1 to 1248 code for a protein of 415 amino acids. NCBI's taxonomy places the organism in Eukaryota, Fungi, Ascomycota, Leotiomycetes, Helotiales, Pleuroascaceae.